GAGGACCUGUCCUCUGUGAGGACUGUGUGUUUAGGGGAGGAUGGUGACCCUGCCCUCAGGACAUGGGCAGGAGAUGAUAACAAAGGGGUAUGUGACAGUGACAGGUCACAAAGGACAGCAGAGGAUAAAUAUAGCUGCGUGGGGGGCUUCAGGCGAGAAAGUCUUAGUCACUUCUCCCACUGAUGCUACGGUCUGUAGACUCUCAGUGAAAUAUAAAACCAGGUAGAGGAAGGGGGUUAGUCCAGAGCACACCUCUCGACAGCUUUGGAGGGGUUCAGUCAAGUAACUACCGCAUCUCUGGGUCAACCCCCUGUGUUCCCGCUCCCAACCAGAUCUCUGGGAGGCUCUGAAGGAAAGGGGGGCCGCAGGGUGAGUAGAGGUGCAGAGACUGCUGUAGGGUCAUCUUGGUGACCCAGGAGCCCCACUGCUGCUUCUGCCUGAGGCCUACAAAGACCUAGGGCCCCCCUCCCCGCUCUGUGUCUCAGUAAGAGACAUGAGGAGGACUGACGAUGGCCAUGAACAGUGACUCUCUGUUACCGUACUACACCGCCCAGAGCGCCUCUGGAGUGGGCCUGUUCAACACGGCCAUGGGGAAGCUGCAGCGCCAGCUGUACAAGGGAGAGUAUGACAUCUUCAAAUUCGCGCCCAUCUUUGAGAGUGACUUCAUUCAGAUCACCAAAAGGGGGGAAGUGAUUGACGUGCACAACCGCGUGCGCAUGGUGACCGUGGGCAUCGCGUGCACCAGCCCCAUCCUCCCGCUCCCGGAUGUCAUGCUGCUGGCCCGCCCGGCCACCGGCUGUGAAGAUGCGGGCCGAGGCCACACGGCCAAGGGGAAAAGUCACAAGGCUGCCAAGACCUUGGAGCUCACCAGGCUCCUUCCGCUGAAGUUCGUGCGGAUCUCGGUGCAUGACCGCGAGAAACAGCAGCUGCGUCUCAAGUUCGCCACCGGCCGUUCCUGCUACCUGCAGCUGUGUCCCCCGCUCGAGGCGCGCGACGACCUCUUUGCCUACUGGGAGAAGCUGAUUUACCUCCUGCGACCGCCCGUGGACAGCAACAGCAGCACGUACGCCAUCCCCGCGGAGGACACGGUGUACAUGCCGGUGUUCGACGACGACAGGAGGGGUCCGGCCCCCGCCGACUUCCAAGGCAAAGGCGACACGGACCAGGUGAGCAUCCGGAGCCUCCCCAUCGUCUCUGAGGUAUCGGGGGCCUCCUCUACUGCGUUUGCUGGGGGGGAGGGAAUCCAGCUGGACCCCCACAAGCCCCCUACCACGCUGGCUGAAACCGCUUCCAAAACAAAACCCCCAGCGCCAGCCAAAGAGGCCACAACAGAGGUGGCAGUGGCGGGGGGGGCCACAGGCUCGGUCGCAGGUGCCCUGAGCGUGGCGGCCACCAAGUCUGCAGGCCCUGGCCAGGGGAGCGCAGCGCUAGCGGGAGUGGCCUCCAGGGCCGCCGGGAAGAGCAAGAGCAGUGUGGCCAUUGCAGGCGCCCUAAGCACGAACCCCAGGAGCCUGACGGUGGCCGUGGCAGGUACAGCCAGUAAGACCUCGGAGUCUGUUCCCAGCGUGUCCCCCAGCCUCACCCCAGAGGGCAGCAGGAGUGUGCCGCUGGUGGUGGCAGGAGAACUGUCCAGCCAGACUGUUGGAGACCCGGUGGCAGAGGCGGCCACCCCGGAACCUCUCGCGGCUACGUCGCCAGGUGAGCAGAGGAGAAAGCAGCGAGCUUCGGCCGGUGCUGAACCACGCAAGGAGCGCAGGGAGAGGAGGGAGAGACGGGAAAAGGGCAGGGCGGCCACUGGCCGGAGUUCCCAUCACCGCAGACCAGGGGAUAGUCAUCGCAAGACAGGGGGCGACAAGGUAUCCCGGAAAGCAUCCAGCCGCAGAAGUUUCCGAGAUGACAAAAAGGGCAAAGGCCACGGCAGCGCCGAGGGCAGCAAGCAGAGGAUGGUGCACAAGGGUGUGAGCCGCACUCCCAUCUCCAAGGAGUCCAGGGCCUCUCAGAAAUUCGGGAGGAGCCUGUCCACGGCCAGUUCGGGCUCCUCCAGCAAGAGGCUCAGCAGGAUCAGCUCUUUCUUGAGGAACGUCAGAGCCAACCUCACUACAAAAACGGUGACCUCUGCUCGUGGCAGAGAUGUGGAUGUCGUGGCCAAGACGGUAGAGAAGAGUAACAUGGAGGCCAUCGUGGAGACGGUGGAGGGUGACCAGGGGCUGGAGAUGGUCAGUUCGGUGACAUCUGAGAUCAUAGAGACAGUGACCUUGGAAUCCCAUUAGAUAGGACGCAGAGCCAGAAGCUGCAAAGCUACUGUGGUUUAAAUAAAGAGCCGUGGAAUCUGA
Molecule: messenger RNA, 2333 nt
Organism: Tupaia belangeri chinensis (Chinese tree shrew)
Lineage: Eukaryota; Metazoa; Chordata; Mammalia; Scandentia; Tupaiidae
Gene: GARIN4
Product: golgi associated RAB2 interactor family member 4
Exons: 2
Coding region: 510-2270 (586 amino acids)
Cellular component (GO): nucleus
Source: RefSeq, a predicted model, not a curated record